GUCUGCUGGUCUCUUUGAUGGGAGUUAUAAUUCUCUUCCCCAAGAAGUACUGGGCGACAAAUGAGCUGGUAAGUCGAAGCCACCAGUCAAGGGAUCAGUGUCAUGUCAAGGUCACAUCCAACCCCUUCACCUUGGUUCACGGCUCCAAAACUUUACUUCUCAAUGCCUUCUAUGAGCACAGGGUGGCCAAAGCCAGCGUCCGCCUGCUUGGCAUUGUGCGGCGGGAAGAGGACACAGCACAGAGCCGCUGUGUCCUCUGCUGCCAUGACGACGGACGUCUGGUGACUGUGGUGGCAGAACGAAACACCCACCCAUCACAUUACUUCUUCCCCUACAGCACAGGGGACUUCCUGUGUCAGAUACCUCACGGCUGCCAGCCCAGGUAUGCUGGGCUGAUGUCUGAAAACAUCAACCAGGCUGACAUCACUUUUCUACCUGUGCUGAACCAGGCUGAGCGACAAUCGAGUUUCCCUCUAAACUUCACUGUGUGCCUAACCACCAUGUUUAACAACUACAACAAUGUGCUUCAGUUCAUCCAGGCAGUGGAGCUCUAUCGCCUCCUGGGGGCUCAGAGGGUCAUUGUUUACAAGAAUAGCUGCUCCCCAGCUAUGGAGGAAGUAUUGCGUUACUACAGCAGCCAGGUGGGUCUGGUUGAGGUGCUGUCCUGGCCAGUUGAUGCCCAUCUCAAUGUGUCAUCAAGCUGGCUGCCCUCGCUGUCGCCUGGUGACCUUCACUACUACGGCCAGAUACCUGCCAACAACGACUGUGUGUACAGAUACAUGUACCAGACCAGGUACCUGUUAAUGCACGACGCUGACGAGGUCAUCCUGCCCACAGGUAGUGACAGCUGGACAGAGCUGCUGUCUACUCUGGACAGUAAACAUGGAGAAAAUGCCAACUACUACUUUGACAACAACGUCUUCCCUAUAGAAGAAAAGGAGACAGACACCAGGUUUAAUCGUCCAGAGUGGGCGGGGCUUCCUGGAGUCAACUUCUUGCUCCAUGUGCUGAAGGAGCCAGACGGCUCAGGCUACACCACAGGGAAGCUGAUCCUAAACCCACGCAGCGUCCUGCAGAUGGAGGUCCACGCCGUGCAGCUCCACAACCCAGGAGGACACACAGUGAAGGUUGGCCCAGAGCUGGGACAACUUUACCACAUGCGAAGGCGGAAGAAUACGGCACUCAAAAGGAGUGAUCUGGUCCGGGAUGAGGGACUGCUGAGAUUCGGCCCGCGACUGGUUGAACGGGUUAAGGUCGCCCUGAGCAACAUGAAGCUGCCCAGUUAACAAAGAUCUUUGGCAAA
Molecule: messenger RNA, 1303 nt
Organism: Myripristis murdjan (pinecone soldierfish)
Lineage: Eukaryota; Metazoa; Chordata; Actinopteri; Holocentriformes; Holocentridae
Product: glycosyltransferase family 92 protein F13G3.3-like
Exons: 8
Coding region: 18-1286 (422 amino acids)
Cellular component (GO): cytoplasm
Molecular function (GO): glycosyltransferase activity
Source: RefSeq, a predicted model, not a curated record